Messenger RNA from Bathycoccus prasinos, 2787 nucleotides. RefSeq lists its product with no specific name. NCBI's taxonomy places the organism in Eukaryota, Viridiplantae, Chlorophyta, Mamiellophyceae, Mamiellales, Bathycoccaceae. Gene Ontology annotation, molecular function: ATPase binding; proton-transporting ATPase activity, rotational mechanism. The transcript has a single exon. Gene Ontology annotation, cellular component: vacuolar proton-transporting V-type ATPase, V0 domain; vacuolar proton-transporting V-type ATPase complex. The record is from RefSeq and is a predicted model, not a curated record. Gene Ontology annotation, biological process: vacuolar acidification; proton transmembrane transport. The coding region runs from base 1 to 2787 and encodes 928 amino acids.
AUGGCGAUCGAAAUGGACCUGUUCCGCUCGGAGGAGAUGGAACUGGUCCAACUGAUCAUCCCCGCGGAAGCCGCGCACGACACGGUGCAAACUUUAGGUUCGGUUGGUUUAGUCGCGUUUCGAGAUUUGAAUAAAGAUAAAUCGGCGUUUCAGAAAACGUACGCGAAUCAGGUGAAACGGUGCGACGAGAUGCUGAGGAAGUUAAGGUUUUUUACCGAGCACAUGAAUAAAGCGGGGAUUACGAUACGGAAAGAGAUUGGUGAUGGUAGUGGUGGUGGUUACGGUGGGAGGUUUAACAGUAACGAGGAGGAGACAGACGGAUACGGACGAGAGAACAACAACAACAACAGAGUCAUUUCGAUCGACGAGCUCGAACACACGCUGGACGUGUUAUCGGAAGAAGUCUCUCAGUUAUCCGCCAACACGGAAAAGCUGAGACGAUCGCACGGAGAGCUGGUGGAAUUGCAGUUGGUUUUAGAGAAAGCGGGCGGGUUUUUCGAGGAAGCGCGGUCGGACGCGAAUAGGCACCAGGACGAGGAAGAUUCGUUGAGGAUGAUGCGAAGGGAAAACGCGCGACAGGACGAGGAGAGUUUGUUGUCGAGUUCGUUUCGAAGCGAAAUCGAUGACGAAGGAUUAGGAAACGGGGGGUCGCCGUCGCGAAUGACUCGACGAACUGGGUCGUUUAUCGAUCAAAAUCAUCCGGAUCACGACGUUGAGAGGAACGACGCUUCCAUGGGCGGCGUCGCGGCGAGCGCGAGGUUGGGAUUUAUUACCGGAACGAUCAACACGGAGAAAGUGCACGCGUUCGAGCGCGUUUUGUUUCGCGCGACGAGAGGAAACGUGUUUUUGAAGUUGGCGAACAUCGACGGGCACGUGGAAGAGCCGACGACGGGGGAGAAGACGUUUAAGACGGUGUACGUGGUUUUUUUCGCCGGCGAGAGGGCGAGGAAUAAGAUUGUGAAAAUUUGCGAAGGGUUCAACGCGAACAGGUACCCGUUUCCGGAAGACUUCACGAGACAGAGGCAAAUGAACGCGGAGUGUUCGGGGAGAUUGGUCGAGUUACGGUCGACGUUAGAGGCGAGCAUACGACACAGAGAUCGAACGUUGAGUAAAGUCGCGAAAGAUUUGUGGUUCUGGUUUACCCUGGUGAGAAGAGAGAAGGCGACGUAUCACGCGAUGAACAUGUUUUCGAUCGACGUGACGAGGAAAUGUUUAGUCGCCGAAGGGUGGUGUCCAACUUCUGCGAAGAGCAGAGUCUCGGAGGCAGUGGUAAUAGCCAAUCGAAACUCGUCGGCAUCCGUCGGAACGAUUUUCGCGUCCAUCUCGCACAAAGGUCAAACGCCACCGACGUACUACCGCACCACAAAGUGGACGAACGUGUUUCAACAAAUCGUCGAAGCGUACGGGGUUGCGAGAUAUCGCGAAGUGAACCCGACGGUUAUGACGAUCGUAACGUUUCCAUUUCUGUUCGCGGUUAUGUUUGGCGAUUUCGGCCACGGUAUUAUAAUGCUCGCGUUUGCAAUCUACAUGGUCCUUAAGGAAAGACAAAUCUCGGAAAAACCAAUGGGCGAAAUCUUCUCGAUGGUAUUUCACGCGCGGUAUUGUAUUUUGGUAAUGGCGGCGUUUUCCGUGUAUACGGGCGUUCUGUAUAACGAGUGCUUUUCUGUGCCGAUGAAAAUAUUCGGCGCUUCGAAGUACGUAUGCGACCCGAUCGAUCCGACGAAAGAUACCACGUGCGAUUCACAAUACACCACUGGUUUAGUCUCGCGAGAUGAUUCCGCGUAUCCGUUUGGUGUCGACCCGGUUUGGCACGGAACUCGGUCAGAACUUCCGUUUUUGAAUUCUCUGAAGAUGAAAAUGUCCAUCUUGUUAGGCGUGACGCAAAUGAUGGUUGGGAUUUUCAUGUCGCUUUUGAAUCAAUUGAAAGACGGUGAUUGGCUGUCCGUGUAUUGCGAAUUUAUCCCUCAAGUUGUCUUCUUGGGCGGAUUAUUUGGAUACCUUUCGUUCCUGAUCGUUUUGAAAUGGAUUACCCCCGGGUGUACCGCGGAUUUGUACCACGUAAUGAUUUACAUGUUCUUAGCGCCCGGCAACGUCGAUUGCAUGGGCGAAGGACCAGGAGGAAGCGCCGGGUGCCCUGAGAACAAAAUGUUCCCAGGCCAAGGCGGAUUGCAGUUGUUGAUUUUGUUUGGUUGUUUCGUCGCGGUGCCGGUCAUGCUGUUCCCGAAACCAAUCAUUUUAAAAAGACGACACGAACAAAAAAACCGAGGCGGCACGUACGUUCGUUUGGACGAAAACGACGGCGACGGCAUGCAACAAUUGAACAGCUCGGAAGAGUUAAGAUCCCUCGGUGGAAACAGCAGUAAUAAUAACAACAGUAGCGGCGACGACCACGGUCAUGGCGAUGGAGAGUUUGAUUUUGGAGACGUUUUAGUCCACCAAAUGAUCCACACGAUUGAAUUCGUCCUAGGCGCAAUUUCCAACACGGCGAGUUAUUUGCGUCUUUGGGCGCUUUCCUUAGCGCACGCGCAACUCUCUGCGGUUUUUUGGGAUCGAUGUCUCAUGGCAGCAGUUGAGAGUGGAUCCAUAGUUGCCAUCGUCAUUGGAUUUGGCGUGUGGUUAGGCGCGACGUUAGGCGUCUUGUUAGGUAUGGAGAGUUUGAGCGCGUUUUUGCACGCCUUACGUUUGCACUGGGUGGAAUACCAAAACAAAUUCUACAAAGGCGACGGUAUAAAGUUUACCCCGUUAGAGUUCACGUCGUUGACGGGAAUGCCAGAGGAGGCGAGCUAA